GUCCCCCCCGCCGCCCCCGGCCUCGAGCGGACGCGCGGCGGGAGCCGUUCCCCGACGGGCAGCGGGGCGCUGGGUCGCCGCGUUUGGGCUGAGCGCGGCGACGCUGCUGCCCCGAAAUCCUCCCCGAUCUUGAGGCGUAUGGAACCUCAAGGUCUUUGUGAUAAUGGAAACCAAAAAAUUGAUUGGUAAACCGCUUCAACCAGCAAGACCUGUUCGUCAUCUGACUUCUCCCCCUGGAGCAGUAUUCCCUUUCAACUUUCAAAAUGAAUAUUCAUGCAACACUCAGUGCUUACAAAGUGGAGUUAGCAGAUGUAAGACAAAUGGAAUGCAAGCCUUUUCUCAAGGUCAUAAUGAACAACAGCAACAUCAGUCUCCAGUUAAAAAAGAGAGAAUUAAAUACAGCAGAGAUUUCCUGUUGAAGCUCUCAAGUGUUUCCAUCUGCAGAAAAAAACCAGACUUUCUGCCUGAUCAUCCCAUUGUACUUCAAAAACCAGAAAACCACCAAAGUUUUAAGUAGCAUUUUAAGAACAGAUGAAUUUGAAGAUAAAGAAUUAUUCGUUUUCUAUUUUGGACACCUGCAAAUGAAGUGGAUCUAGUAACGAUAACUGUAAUGGACUGUGACAAUUCAGUUU
Molecule: messenger RNA, 632 nt
Organism: Zalophus californianus (California sea lion)
Lineage: Eukaryota; Metazoa; Chordata; Mammalia; Carnivora; Otariidae
Gene: C4H8orf88
Product: chromosome 4 C8orf88 homolog
Exons: 6
Coding region: 164-517 (117 amino acids)
Biological process (GO): negative regulation of translational initiation
Cellular component (GO): cytoplasm
Molecular function (GO): eukaryotic initiation factor 4E binding
Source: RefSeq, a predicted model, not a curated record